UUUACAAAAAUAUUUUCUUUAGAAAAAUGUUAAUUAGGAUCUUGUCUUUAAUUUAAUUAAAAUUUAAUUAAAAGUUCGCCUUUAGAAAAAAUUGUUGUGAAAUUUUGUCUUUAAAAAAUCAUUUCGAGGGGGGUUCGGCCCUGCCUGUAGUUUUGUCAUUAGAGAGUGUUCCGCUGAAAUUUUGUCUUAAGAAAAGAUUUUAUUAUAAUUUUGUUUUUAAUAAAGAUUUUUUUUUACAAUUUUGUCCUUAAGAAAAAUAAUUUUUGAGGCGGUCGUGGCCUGGCCUAUAUUUGUCUUUAUAGAAUACUAUCAAUAUAAAAUUUUCAAGUUUCGGUCUUUCAUGUUGCAGGAUGGGGCUAUAUUCAUUCCCACUACAGAAACUUUUGUAUUUUAGCUCGUUUAAUUAUAUCAAUAUAGUCAUACAGUUCGUGGUACAUGCGACACCAUUCGCUGAUUUUAUUCAUUCAUAAUCCUUCUUUCAAAUACACCAAGUUCCGAGCUUUGAUACCUACCAAUUCUAGUUGCCAUACCCACUUAAACUGAAUGCCUCGGUCUUCCACGCUGUGGCAAAUCUGCACCUUCCGUUUAAAGUUUUUUAAAAAUGCUUCAACCAAAUUGACCGAAUUUGGCAUAUGAGGUUCUCAGUGAAAUAAAUUUUCCUGCAGGAAAUUGAUUACUUACGUGGACGUUCUGGCUUUCUAACUAUUAAAUGGCCAGUACUGGUAUAUGGGCGCUGUACUAAUAUCACGACCUGCAGUGAAAAAUUUUCCAAUAAGUUUUUUAUCAUUUUCGUUCAUUGUCGACUAUUGCGCUGACUGACAAUACGAUUAUAAAAAAAAUGCUGCUAACAUUUUGAACUUGUUUGUAAUGUCAUGGAUAUGUGAAUUGGUCUCUUAUUGAGAAAAUACCUAAAUACACCACACCAUUCAUUGCGACUCACUGCCACAUGAACAGCAAAACGCCUCAACACAACCCUGAAAUGCGAAACACCACGAACGCUCAGUGCUCACCAAAUUAUGCCAAACAAAAUAAAAGAGAAUAAUCCAACAAGACCAUUAAAAUUUUCUUAGCCAAUACAAGAAAUAGCAGAAUAGCAGAGAUGUUAGUGGACACAAAAAGAGCGAUUUCUUCACCUUUCCCAAUACGAAGGAGAUUAUCUCUUGUGCUGAUAGCACACCAUACCAAGUGUGACACCACUACAGGCCUCUCAAUUGGAGAACAGAGAGAUACAACAAAAUGAGAAAAACUCACGGAUACCGAUUUCAAGCGUUUCUUAUGGAAUCUUCUAUGGCCGAAAUGGUUUAGUAUUGCUCUACCUGUCGUCUCGUUAACAACAACUUAACAAUAGGAACGGUCGUGUGUGACGUUGAUUUUUAGUGCUCUCAGCAAAAAAAAAGAAAAUAAAUGUGAAACAAAAAGAAGAAAACGAGCAAAAUUUGAAUAAAAACGAUAUAUAUCUUUUUGUUUUUGUUUCCCUUUUGAGUUGUCCUUAAGGUGUUGUGGUUUACCACUGAGCACUAUAUCAUACAAAAAAUAAAUCGUUUUGUGAGUGAAGGCUUAAGUUACGCGUAAAAAAUGCUUCCCCUAACUUAAAAUUAGAAUAAUAUAAAUAUUGUAUUAUAAUAGAAAUAGUGAAAGAUAAAAAAAGCAAUGAAAUUGUCUUAUUUACAUGCAACAACAUGAAGUUAAUGUGAUAAUGUGUCAUUGGGGUUUUGCUAAGCCACUUGUGAAACAAAAUCAAUCAUACGCUCGUAGUAAAAGUGUAAUAUGCAUUUUCUGAAACAACAGCAACAGAAACUACGUCUGAAAUCUAUAAAUGUUGAGAGUGCAGAAAAGUGUCAUUGUAUAGUGAAGCCUAAAAUAUGAUAACCAAAAUUUGGAAAAUUUAAAGAAAUACCAAAAAAAGCAAUAUCCACAUCUGCUGAGGGUGCCUUAAUGUAAAUUUGUUGUAAAGAUUUGGGAAAGUCAUUUCGGAUUUGGCUUCGUGCGGAUAAAAAGAGAAAAAACAAUGUAUAUUGCGUGUGUGUGUGUGUGUAUGUGCUGUUGGCAAAUGUAAGCGAGAGUUCGGAGUAUGGAAUCUGAAAUUAUCGUAAACUACAACAACAACUUAUACAUAUAUUACUUGUUUAUAACUACAUGCUGUUGCAACAAACGACAAAAGCAGCCACCACAUCUCAGGCCAAACUAAAAGAAAGCCCGUUUUAGGCCAACAACAACAAUAAGUGCACCUUCGAAACGACAGCAGCAGUGUCGGUGGCUGUGUCCAUAAAUUGUUUGUUGUUGUCCAAUGCUUAUUCAGCUCAUUGCAAUAACAACAAAUCUCUCCCUGAGCUUAUUACAAAAACUACAACACACGUCACGUCGUAAAUUGCAAUAAAAAUAAUAAUAACAAUAAUAAAAAAAUCAACAACAACUGCAUUCUUGCUUUGGCAAACUGUGACUACACAUAUACUGCAUAAGCGCGCCAUGGUUGUCGCCACCACCGCCCUCGUUGUCCGUCUGACCAAAUGGUGAAUGUUUUAAUUCGCAACGACGUUGUUUUCACGUUGGCGGUUCGCGUCAAUUACCAAUAAUUUACGUUGUAACAAAACAAAAAUAAAAUUCAAAUAGUUUCUUUAAAAACAUCCACAAUAGUAGUGAAGUGUUUUAUGAAAAAACGACUACAGCAAAGUGAAAAUACUAAUAUGUCGCCAAGAAAAAAUCAUAAUUUGUCUAAUAUUUUAACUAUAAACCAAGUGUAUUAAAUAUUCGUAACAGAUUAAAAUCGAGUUACACCGCCAAAAAUUAGAGAAAUUUAAAAAAGUGCUUAAUAUUCAUAAUUGAGAAUAAUGAGAGGAGAUUAGCUGUAAUAAAUCUAAUAAUGGAAUAAAUCAUUAUAAGGUGUAGCCAACUAAAGGAAAACUAUCAAUUAAUCAAAACUUCGUUGCCAAAACAAUGUAAAACAAAAACAAUAACAUACAAAACUUUAUUAAUGAUAAACGAUCAUAAUUAAACUAAGAUGCCUUAAAACAAUACUUCCUUGUUAUAAAACCAACAACAUAAAACCCCAAAAACAAACAAUUACCACAAAUCUAUAUUUUAUUACAAAACAAACAUUUGUUGAGAACCUAAAGUUAACGUUAAACAAGCAAAAACCAAAAACAGUAAUAGAAACAAAACAAACAAACAACAACUCCAUCGAGAUUAACUAACGAAACAACUAAACAGCCGACCAGCAAGCAAGCAAGCAAGCGAACAAAGCGCUGGACCCAACAUUUUAUUAAUGGCUAAUAAUAACAAUCGUCGUCGUUUUCAUUUGAAAUAUGAAAAACUGUGAACGUUGUCAAGACACCACCACAAACAAUAAAUUAUCAUUAACAACAGCAACACCCAUAGCAACCACAGGCUCCACAAUAGCAACAGCCAUUGAAACCAUGAAACCACUUAAAACAACAAACAAAUCUGCAACAAAACUCAGCGAUGGAGGUGGGGGUGGCGGUGGGUUAGUGGUAGGUGGCAAAGAGCUGGUAAUUAAUACCACAGAUAUGAUAAAAGCCAUACGUUACAGUAAAGCCACAGUGGCCACCAGCACCAACUCGACCAGCGGCGGCGCCAGCCUAACCAUAACAACAACGGCAACAAUGCCAACAGGUGUACUACCACUAACAACAGUUGUAGCCAGUCCGUUGUGUCAACAUCUAUUACAACAACAACAUCAACAACACAAUCCACAGCGUUGUUCGAGUGUUGGCAGCACGACGAGCAGUAUCUGUGAAACGGUGUCAUCCGAUUCGGGUCUGGCGAUGUCGCCAACGGAGCCGCAACAUCAUCAUAAUCACCAUAACCUCCACCACCAGCAAAUAUUGCAACAAACGCAUCAACAACAGCCAACUCACGCUCUCGCACAUCCCCACCACUUAAACUCUGAGUCGUAUCAGCAGCAGCAACAUCUACUGCAUCAUCAUAACAUGGCCUCGUUAUCUUUGGCGGCAGUGGCGCCACCAGCAACGACAACCAAGAUGAAUCGUAGCCUAUUGCCAUCAAAUGGAACCAACGGCCUAACCUCGGGCCUGUCAACAACAACACGUCUGUCGCCUCAUACCCAACCGCAACCACAUCAGCAGACAACACAUGGUUUAUUGCCUAGUGUUGUUUCGUCUUCAACAUCAUCAUUGUUGGCCGUAGCACCACAGCCUGUGGCAUUAGCAUCAUCAACACCAAGCAGAUUAUCCGCUACACAUCCGGCGAUGGCGACCGUGGUGCCCCCACACUCUAUAGCAGAUUCGCAAACAGCGGCAGCAUCAGCGCCAACGCCAUCACAACCACAGCAGCAACAGCAUACGCCCCUACAACCACAACCACCGCCACCACCACCUGCCGCCACAACAUUGCCACCCCUGGUGGGUGGUUUAGGUGCUGCUGCAAUGGCAGCUAAUUUGGCCGAGUCCUUUUCGUUGUUACACCAGCAGGCGCAUCAUUUUCGAGAUAUUCUCUAUGCGGCGCAUUUACUGGGUCGAGGUUAUUAUCAACCAGCUGGUCCAUUGAUCUCAGCGCAUGUCAUACAGCCAGUUACAGCUGGACCACAGCCAAUACCACCAAAUGUGCCAUUGUUACCCACCACUAAUACAAAGCUUAAGACCCUAUCAACAAAUGCCGAAGGUGAAAGCACGUCGCUCUCGGCAAAUACUGGAACGGCCGAAGGUCCUGAUACAGAACUCCUGCUCACCGGCGGCGAUCUGACACCCUAUCGUUAUCCGCCCCAUAAUGGAAAUGGAAGUGGCUCAGCAGCAGCCGCAGCCGCAGCACAUCAUAGUCAACAACAACAGCAUCAACUGCAUCAACAAGCAGCAGCACAUGCAGCAGCAGCUGCAGCUGCAGCAGCUGCUGCCGCUCAUCAAAGCUCACCGUAUCCCCGAUCCAUCCAUACUCCCAUGCACUACUCAACGCCAUAUCCUUCGAAUUACUAUUCACCAUACCCCAGUGAACCAGUGUGUUAUUCGCCUCCUGCCUAUCAACCGUAUUUCCCCACUAAAGUCUAUCAAAGUGCCCCGCCACCAUCUCAUCAUUCGGCCUAUAGGCGUUAUCCCUACUAUCCGCCAGGACAUCCGCCACCGCCGGCAGAUUUGUACGAGCAAUCACCGCCACCACCAUCAACCGCAGGUCCAACCGGACCGCCACCAGUUACAGGCCCACCGCCUCCGUCACAGGCCGGUCAACACCCAUCUUCGACAGCACCAGGGGGAAACCAGCUUGUGCCAACCGGCCCUUCUGGACACAGUCAACAUUUGGAGCAUUAUUCUGGGCCGCCGGGCUACUAUCCAGGCUAUGGUACGGGCGGUGCAGCAGCAGGUCAAUGCUAUACACGCAGUAUUCAGGCUCCGUAUAUGGAAUAUCCGCCACAAUGCCCAUGUCCAAUGCAACAGUCGUGUCCAAAAAACGUCCAUACUGGGCCUCAUAUUGGUAGCAACAGCAUCAAUCGCACUCACAACGCCAGCAGCAACAACAACAGCAGCAGCAACAACAGUACAUUAGCCAAUCUCAGCGGCAAUACCACCACCAUCACCACCAACUCAUCAGCAACAAUAGUCAAUCAUUGCAACAGCAACAGCAAGUGCAGCAAUUUGAAUGUCUCGACUUCAAUGCAGCACAACAGCAGCAACAAACCGACGAUGAGCGAUACGAGUACGGUGAACAACAGCAGCAGCAACCGCAAUAACAACAACAGUAUAACAGCGACGAUGAUAUUGAAUGCCAAUAACAAGCACAACAACAGCAAUAACAGCGAAGUGAAUUCCAAUAGAGGCCCAGUAAAAAAUCUAAAAAAUGCAACCGAAACACAAAUCGAAACAUCCAACAAACAUGUCAACGACAAUGUACCCCUCUUAUCGGUCAAAACUGAAUUAUCCUCCGACGACACAGACAACAAAAGCCAGUAUGAAGAAAAUGUGGUCACACCCCCAACUCCCCCAGGCGCCUUCAGCACAAACGAGGAUAAGCUUAAGGACUCGUCGGACAAAGAUACUGCCAUACAGGAUGUGGAGGAGAGCACAGAUAAGUUGCAAACAACUAAUGCGAUGACCGUUGCUAGCCCCACACCUAUAGAGGCUUACGAUUUGACAACUACCACACCUCCUCUGGCGGCCAGUGCGGGAAGUGCAGCGAUGCCACCUGUCAAGAACAGUACACAAUCCACACAACACACAAUGACAGUGGGUAGAAGAGCCCGCAUAGGUAAAUCAAUGGCUUGGAAUAUGGUCUAUGCUGGUGCUGCAACCCACCCCACCGCUGCGAAUCCAGUUCCCACAAAUUUGUCAAAUCCGGCUUUGCCAACGCAAGCGUGUUUACCAGGACGAACUGGCUCUCAGCCCGUAUCUCCUUUGCAUAUCGCAACCUCGCCUACUUCUACGGCGACAGUAGCUUCCACCGUCCUAAGGCGUCCCACAGCGACCCACUCUGACCAUGGAUCAACCUCGCCUGAGCAUAAUGUCAAUGGCCUGUUGGGCAAAACACCGACUCCUACCACAUUUUUUGUCAAUAAUGUCAUAACCAAACAGGAGAUCGUUGAAGUACAAGCACCACUGCUGCUGAAGGCCGAAAUCAAAUCGGAGAAAAUAAAACUCGAAGACGAUAUACUCGAUACAAUGUUGCUUCAACACAGCAACGUAGCGCAACACCAGUCGCACGGAUGCCAACAAUCUCCGCAGAAACAUAUCAUACCAGAGAAAAAUGAGCUUAAAAUCAUAAAAGCUGAGCCCAUAACACUCAGCGAAAUUUUGCACGAAAGCAAGGUAAAGAUCGAGCAGGACUGUGAAAUUCUCACACCAUCCGUAUCUAAAGACAGCCCCCUGGAGCAGAGGCCGGAAAGACGGACAGAACUGCUAGUGCCGAAGACGCAGGGUAGAAUGCGAUUGCUCCCUUCAUGGCAACAGCCAAUACAUGCCACACCCCCACCCCUUCCGGCGGUUAAUUGUGAUAUUGACUUAUCGACUACGUCCGACGACGAAGUGCUCGAUUUGUGUCACAGUCCUGUCACUGGGUGCUCCUCAUCCUCCGCAUCUCAGCCCAACUCAGGGAAACGUAUGAAGAUUUUGGAAUUCAACAAAAACCAAUGUAAAAAAUCUCCUCCCAAUAGCUACAAGAGUCUCAUCAAGCAGGCUGAGCCCAAAAUGUAUCUCUGCCUGAGCCGUAAAUUCGAAAAGAAAUCGCGAAGCGGUAGAAUUCACUCUUUCAAAUCGAACAAGGGCAGUGCCCUUAAUAAUGGCAUGCGCAGAAGGGAACUUCUGCUAACCGAUCAACAAAAGGAGAGUCUACGACUAAGGAAGAAGAAAUUGGCAGCUAUGGAAAAACGUCGCAGGGAGUCUAAAGAACUUAAGAGAUCGGAAUUAAGGCUAAAACGAAAGUGCACCAAGGAAUCCAAGACGACGAACACUGAUAAACUAAGUAUUAAGGGCGAAAAUUCUGAGCUUGAGGACAUCAAGCAUAACUGUGGCAAAGUGAAAGCAGAACACGAUGUCAUAGAUUUGGUGGAAGAUGAAGAAGUGGAUGAGUUAGUGAAGAAUAAGGACAAUGAUGGGAUUGCAUUGAAAGAAGUCUCGGUGGCAACUAAUAAAGAAGAUAUUGUCGUUGGUAGAGUUCCCACUGCCUCUCCGAAACCUUCCCCCAAGCGCGGCAAACCACCAAAGAAACCAGCUAUACCCAUGCAUUUAAUUGAAACUAUAGACGCUGUGGCCCGAGGCUACUUCUCCGAGCCCGAGUGUCGCACAGCAUGUUCUCCAGGACCAUCAGAUUUACACAGGAUCAACACAAGCACAGAGGAAAAGGAAACAUCUCGGAAACCUCUGGCCCUCAAGAUGCAGAAGAAGACCAAAACCACUUUGGAGAAAAGAUCCAAGUCAGAAACUAAGAAGCCACUUAAUGCACAUACCGAUAUCUUGACAAGUGGUUGCCUUAUUCGAGAACAACUGGCUCGACCAUUGCUAGACACAGCUCAAUCAUUAACUACCUCAAAAUCAAUGGAAAAACUAAGUACUCCUACAGGGGUAGCCUUAGAUGGAGGGGUCUCCCUGGAGAUGGCUUCAGGGGAGAACAUACAGAAGUCGGCGACUAAAGUUCGCACAAAAGAAACAAAACCGAAUAUUAUUCGGGAGAAGAAGCAAAAGAAGUGCACACAACUUUUCAAAAAAUCAAAAGCUCCAGCGGAGGCCAAUACCAUGGUCAAGGACUCAAUACUUAUCAAGGAAAACCAGUUAUCCGGUUUGAGCUUGGAAGCAAAUAACAAUGGAUAUCAUUUGGAGAAGCCAAAAGAAGCCCAAAAUCUCCCAGAAAAAAGCGAUAACCUCCUUGUAGAGUCAACAAAAUCAGCUGAGAACCUGUUGUCAUUCCUACCUGGCGCCGUGGAGAACUCCACUAACUUUACAUUUAACGCUCAAACUCCACCAUCCAUAUUGCUAAUGGAUCCUCUUGUUUUUAAUGCAACAGGAGCCACCAGCAGCAACAUUGUUGCACCUGCAUCAGCAUCACCAACACCGUUACAGUCACAACAUUCCAAUGGUACUAUUCAACCUGCAACUACGCCGGUAUUCCUACCUCCUAUGCCUCGUGUGGUCUGCCACUCGCACCAUCAACAUGGAGUCAAGCGCAAUCGAUCACGUUCCAAAUUUGGCAGUCGAAAGCGGCAAAAGUUAAAACAUUCCACGGUGUCAUUUGAAGUUGACGAAACACUGCCGCCAGCUCCGCGUAUGGAUGUUGUGCCAAAAUGGAACAAUGGCUGGACUUGGGAGGGUAAACAAUUCCAGGGUGCUGUCUUUUUGAAUAGCGAUGAUCCAUUGGUUAUACGAACUUGUUAUCCUGCUAUGCGCCAUUUGGAGGGAGACAUUAUACGCACCCGCGACUGUGUCCUUCUAAAGGCCAAUGAAGAUAACGAGUUGCCUUAUGUGGCCAAGGUGGCCCACCUCUGGGAAAACCCUGAAGACGGUGAAAUGAUGAUGUCUCUCUUGUGGUACUAUCGUCCUGAACACACCGAACAAGGCCGUCAGUUAUGCGAUAGCCCUGACGAAGUAUACGCCUCGCGCCAUCGAGAUCACAAUUCAGUGGCCUGCGUUGAAGAUAAAUGUUAUGUCUUGACCUUUAGUGAAUACUGCAGAUAUCGCCGAAGACUUCGAGCAGCUGAAGAGGAUAUCGAAGAUGUUAACAUUGUACCGAAACGACCCAAUUACUACAGUAUACGCAUAGUGCCCGACAAUACCAAUCCCGAGUUGGUUAUGUUCUGCCGCAGGGCCUAUGAAUUCCGAACUAGACGUCUUCUGAAGAUGCCAAACAAACAGGAUUAUUAUGUGGUGAACUCCUAAAGCACACAUCGCAGCUAUGGUUCCAACACAAAUGAUAAAUGCAUGGGAAACUUUAAUGAAAAGAGAUGAUCGACGAUUGACGAUCGUAUGGCAUGCAUACGACAAAAUGGCAUGGACAUGAAUUGUUAAGGCCUUUUAGUAAACAUUAAACAAUUGUUAACGAUACUUGUUUUUAUUAUAUUUUCGUGACAAAUUAAACAAAAACAAAAAUUAAAACAAAAAAUCCUUUAGAAAUGCCAUUUCGCCUAGAAGCUCUAUAUGAUUUGUAAACUUUCCGGAUAUCUAAAUCUAAAACACACACUUGAAAGGAACAACCUUAUUAUACUAAAACUAAAGGAAAACAUAGCUACUAAUAUACACAUAUACAAACCGAUAAAACAAACAAGCAUACAUCGUACAUCAUACAUCAACAUACUAUAUAGUAUUAGUAACAACAUCGGAGAGAAAAGAAAACUUUACACAAAAUUUAACCAAAAUAUUUAGGCAUAAAUUAAUAUUUAACACACACACACACAUACCAUAGACAAACAACUAUGCAAAUUUGAAGUUGUAUUUAUGUUUUCUAACUUAUAUAUAGUUUUAUUAAGCGAAACAAACGAAACCCGUGCUGAAGAUGAAUUAUUUCUAGAACUCUUUUUUGUGUUUGUAUAUUUUUUAAUGUUAAGCCUUUAAUGGAAAUUCUAAUUUCAUUUAAUGGCAACUCCCAUUUAAGUUUAAAAAUUUUAUUUUUUUUUUUUGGAAACCAGACCAAAUUGUUUUAUAAACAAAAAAAACACAAAAUUAUUUUGCAAGAACACAAACAAAAACAAUGAUUUAAAAAAUCGAAACUAUAUUCAUUUAAAAACUAUUUUAAAUUUAUAAAACGAUUCUUAAAAAUAUUUUAAAAACAAAACACCCUUAAAGAACGACUACUUUCGCUCAUCAAUGCGUGAAUAGAUUUUGCAAAAACAAAACUAAAUGUAUGAAAUCAUGUACAUCAUCUGCAUCCAUUUUAUGACAUUGUAUUUGUAACAUUUCGCUCUAAAACAUUAUUUAAUAUAUUUAUUUAUCCCUGAGCUUAAACCAAGCACUUGAGUAGUUUAAAUUUUAAUUGUUUUAAUUUGGAAACCUAUUUACAUACAUAAUACACACACACACACAGACACACAUUGACACAAAAAAUAUAUAAAUACUUAUUAGAAAUGCAUACAUUAUUUUAUUUAUUCAAUUCUUAUAUGAUUUUUGAUAUAUAUAAAUAUAUGUAUAAACAUCCCCAUACAUGUGAAAUAUUUUUGAUAAUUU
Molecule: messenger RNA, 10607 nt
Organism: Stomoxys calcitrans (stable fly)
Lineage: Eukaryota; Metazoa; Arthropoda; Insecta; Diptera; Muscidae
Product: mucin-2
Exons: 9
Coding region: 3303-9326 (2007 amino acids)
Molecular function (GO): chromatin binding
Source: RefSeq, a predicted model, not a curated record